Messenger RNA from Naumovozyma dairenensis CBS 421, 1188 nucleotides. It is a transcript of the gene TOH1, whose product is annotated as Toh1p. The transcript has a single exon. The record is from RefSeq and is a predicted model, not a curated record. Bases 1 to 1188 code for a protein of 395 amino acids. NCBI's taxonomy places the organism in Eukaryota, Fungi, Ascomycota, Saccharomycetes, Saccharomycetales, Saccharomycetaceae. Gene Ontology annotation, cellular component: fungal-type cell wall.
AUGUUAACUGAUUCCAUCACAGUACUAUGCGGGCUAUUCCUAGCCCAAUCUGCCCUAGCAGCCAGACCAUACGAUAAAAUAUCUUUCGCAAACGUAGGUUUCGCAGGAACUUAUCAACCAGUAAAGAAAAUGUCUAACAUAGAUAACAACGAUACAUGUACAUGUGAAGUCGGUGAUAGGACUUGGUUUUCUGGUGAAAAUGCUCCCCUAUCAGACUACCUUUCUGUCCAUUUCCGUGGUCCAUUACAACUAAAUAAAUUCGCUUAUUAUACUUCUCCAUCUUUCCAAAUAGGUGAAGAAUCUGGCUCUUCUGAUUGGUCUCGUAAUGCAUACUAUGAUGCAAAUGCUCAAACUGGUGAAAAUGUUACGUUCUUAACCAAAGCUGGAUCCGAUUCUCCUUGUCUGGGGAAGGCUUUAAGUUACGCCGGAGAUGAUGGUGUCUCUAGUGCUGCAUCAAGUACUCUUUUGAAAUAUAGCACUUUGAUUACAUCCGAUCAAGAAUAUGCCAUCUUUUCCAAUGUAAGUUGUCCAAAAUCCGGCGCUAAUAAGGACUGUGGUGUUUAUCGUGAAGGUAUUCCAGCUUAUUAUGGGUUUGGCGGUACUACUAAGAUGUUUUUAUUUGAAUUCCAAAUGCCAACUGAAACUCAAUCAAACAGUUCCACUUUUGAAUAUUAUGAUAUGCCCGCUAUUUGGUUAUUGAAUGAUCAUAUCCCAAGAACUUCUCAAUAUCCAACGAAUGCUAACUGUUCAUGUUGGUCAAGUGGUUGUGGUGAAUUUGAUAUCUUUGAAAUUAUGAAUGGUACUGAAAGAAACAAUCUUUACUCCACUUUCCAUACUUUCCAAGGUAUUGAAGAUUUAGGAACUGGUAUUCAAGCUAAUGGCUACAUUCCAAGAGACACUGCAAACACAAUGAAAGGUGGUGUGAUAUUCGAUUCAAAUGGUAACACUGUCACUUUCAUCUCUAAUUCUACAUCUUUCGAUGCUAAUCUGACUGUAGCUGACGUUAAUAGUUUAUUAUCUAACUUCACUUCAAAUGAAACUUAUUCAACAACUUUGAUGACUAUCUCUGCUACUGCUCCAUCAACUACUUCCAAGUCAAAUGGUAUUUCCAUGUUCGGUAAGAUGGAUGGAUUGUGGUAUUACGGUAUCACUGCUUUAACUGCAGUCACUCAAAUGUUUUUGUUGUGA